Molecule: messenger RNA, 592 nt
Organism: Rosa rugosa (rugosa rose)
Lineage: Eukaryota; Viridiplantae; Streptophyta; Magnoliopsida; Rosales; Rosaceae
Exons: 1
Coding region: 26-592 (188 amino acids)
Source: RefSeq, a predicted model, not a curated record
GAGUGAUCCUGCUUUGUUCUCAUGGAUGCGCACUGCACUUAUAACCGACUUGCUUUUACUUGAAAACCACCUUCCUUGGAGAGUUUUUAACUGUUUGCUUCACCUCACCUCCGAAGCUGAUAAGUUUCCUCUUCCUAAGCUUACUCUAAAGUACUUUGAGGGGUACACAAUGGGGACAUAUCCACAGGCUAAUGCAGCAUUAGAAAAUAAACAUUUGCUGGACUUUUUAGGUAAUUGUUUACAAGGAUCUUCUGCUGAAUCUGCAGUGUUUGAGAACUAUAGCCAGAGGCGCCCCUCGAUCCCCUCUGUGACAGAGCUUGAUUAUUUUGGUAUUCGGUUUAAGCUUGGAGGCAGUAAUGACGUGUGCAAUGGAACAUUCAGGAAUGGAUUUCUGACGAUUCCACCAUUAUCAGUUCAAGAGAAUGGAGAAUCUCUCUUUAGAAACCUCAGAGCCUAUGCACAGUUGGAACCAAGUAAUAAGAGUAAAUUGAUCUCUUAUUUUGUGUUGUUAGAUGACCUUAUUAAGUGCGAAAAAGAUCUGGCGUUACUUAAUGAAAAGGAAAUUAUUGCAAACUUCCGGCAUGAUCGAUGA